Molecule: messenger RNA, 444 nt
Organism: Helianthus annuus (common sunflower)
Lineage: Eukaryota; Viridiplantae; Streptophyta; Magnoliopsida; Asterales; Asteraceae
Biological process (GO): intracellular protein transport; endoplasmic reticulum to Golgi vesicle-mediated transport
Cellular component (GO): endoplasmic reticulum membrane; endoplasmic reticulum
Source: RefSeq, a predicted model, not a curated record
AUGGCAUUAGAAUGGGUGGUUCUAGGCUACACCGCGGCAGCUAAAGCCAUCAUGAUCCUCCUCCUCACCCUCCUAUGCCUCCACUCCUUCCGCAAAGACCUGAUUGCCCUCACCACCAGCCUCCUAAAACUCUUCAUCUCUGUUGUCCCCUUAUGCCUCUUCCUCUUAGCCGACAUCUACUGGAAGUACCAAACCAAGCCUAGCUACCACUCACAUGAUUGCUCCCCCUCCGAACACCUCCGCCACUAGAAAUCCAUCAUGAAGAGCCAGCGUAGCCUUCUCAUUGCUUCUGCGCUUGAUUUUUACUGGAUUUUGUACUCCGUUACGAAACUUGUUGUGUGUGUGGAGGAGUUGAGUCAGCGGAUUCAGAAGCUGAAGAAUAAGGAGUGAUUGAGUAGGUAUUGUUGUUGAUUAUUGUUCUAAUUGAGGCUUUUAUGUGUUCUA